Zychaea mexicana is the source of this 3540-nucleotide messenger RNA. RefSeq lists its product as uncharacterized. Gene Ontology annotation, biological process: cytoskeleton organization. The transcript has 15 exons. The record is from RefSeq and is a predicted model, not a curated record. Bases 247 to 3222 code for a protein of 991 amino acids. NCBI's taxonomy places the organism in Eukaryota, Fungi, Mucoromycota, Mucoromycetes, Mucorales, Lichtheimiaceae. Gene Ontology annotation, cellular component: cytosol.
CGGAGGGUUUUCAAUUCAAAAAUCCUGUCAAACAAUUUUGAUUUUUUUUACUUCCUUCAUUUCACUCCUUAUCACUUAAUACAUUUCUUUCGAAACAUACCCGUGCUGAAUUACAAAACGUUUUUCUAACGAAAAAGAAAGGCGUUUUUUAAUACAUAGAGACGAAAGAAGACAGAGAGGGAGAGAGGAAAAGAAAGAGUGUGUGUGUGUGUGUGUGUGUGCGAGGGAAACAGAUCAUUCACCUCAAUGCUACAAGCAGAAUCAACCCCGCAAACUUGGCAACAAUGUUCUGGCGUUAACUUCGAUCCGUUACUUUACUCCAAAACCAACCAUUUGUUGAGCGAAAUGAGAAACGAUAAUAUUGCUGCUGCUGCUGCUGCUGCUGCUACUACUACUACUACUACUGCCAUUGGAGAGACACACCAUCACCAGCAUGUCAAUAUUGAUUGCGACAUUUACAAACAAGAAAUCGACGAUUUUUUCGACUAUAAUGAUUUAUUGGCGACAUUAAGGGAAUAUUAUCACGCGUAUCAGCAGCAGUACCUCCGAACGCAGAAUCAAAGGAAAUUUGAACCGAUAUGCGUAUCAAAGUUGAAAGACGACCUUGAAAGAAGCAAAAGUGAUGAUCGAUUGAAAAUUGCGCAAAGCAUCGCGUAUAUCACUCUCGGUUGCUUUUGCGAGGGUGAUGUCUUGAAGAGCGAAAGGAAAAUGAUAGAAGCAAUGGUUGCAAAUAUCGAGGUGAUUUGCAGUUCGGGACUGGUCCGUGUUCUUUUUCGGCUGCUCUUCGAUGAAGCUCAGAACAUACCGACAAGCGAGAACACGUGCAUAAGCAGUAAUCAUGAAAAGUUGAUCGACACGUAUCUCACAAUUCUGUACAUGUCGGUGAUCACAAAUGCUCAUCGAGGCAAGGCGUUGAAGUCGUUGGCCACAGACAUUGGCGAUGAUGCGCCUGCACUGUUACUUAAGAUUGUUAAUACAAACAAAACAGCUGAUGCAGCUUUCCCAAACAAAAAAUUGUAUCUUUUACUGCACAGAAUCUUUAUUAUAUAUUUUGGCAAUAUCGAUGAGGCCAAGGCUGUCAAAGAUCAAGUUCGAUUGCUUUAUGGCUUGCCGGCUGAUGACAAGGACAAACUACUGAAAACCGGACCGAAAGACCUGUAUAAUUUCCAGUGCGACAUCAAGAACAAAUAUACAUCUUAUCGACUAUUCAACAAUAUAACACAUCCAAUUGUCGGUGCUGCUGUCGCUGUUGGUAGUCUGGAUCAAGUCACUGGCAAUUCAAAUAGUACUGACGAUGAUACUACUACGUCCCGACGCAUACCUUAUCAAGAGAAAUUUCCACCAAAAUUAUCUCACUUACCGACACCAAAAGCAACUACACCACCACCUCCAUCAUCAUCUUCAUCAAAGGACGACACUCCCUCAACAAUCGAAUAUAAACGACAGAUUGAGAAACAACAGUCAAGUACACCUUUUGCUUUAGGAACACCGAAAGCAAUUGAAGAAGCUGGACAGCUUUAUGUUUCGUGCAUGCACCUGUCCGUAAGCCAGUUUCAAAUCAUCCAAGAACGCAAGAAGCUUCUCGAGCUGGACAAGAAUACGGACAGAUGUGAUCAUUAUCAUAUAGAACAACAACAACAAUCAAAGUCAGGUGUUAUAGAUAGUAAUAUGACGCAAAACAACAUACUUCAAAAGGUGGAUCGGUUUUAUACUAUCGUGGUGAAGGACUUACCUGUAGUGGUUACUAGUUUGCUUCAACAACUAGUCACCACAGCUCCCACACCUCCGUCUCCCAAGAUUCAACCCUUUGGUUGGGAUGAUGCUUCCAAUGAUCUCGAGCACGCCGACAUCGUCCGUAACCGCGAAAUUGUUCGAACUACUAUCUCAUCUAUUUUGUUACUACUGCUCAAGUGGCUCAAGGCAUCUCACGUGAUGAAGUUCGAAUAUUUGAGCCAGUUGUUGGCAGACUCGGGCUACUUGAUGUUAGGCAUACGAUCGCUUAUGAUUGAAGAUCUCAUAGUAGCAUACCAAACAAAGUCUGAUGUUGAUAGCUAUGCAUUCUUUGCACAGCGUCCGUUUUUAAAUUUCAGUCGACAUGGUGAGAUCUCAUCCUCUGGGUGCUCAUCUUCGUCCUCGUUUUCAACAUCAUAUGCAUGGGAUCCACCGGCGCCCGAGAGCCCAAGCAUCAAAAGUGCGGAUAUGCCUUCUAACCAAAGGAACAAGGCAUGGAUCCUGAAUACAUUGCGAAUUUUGCAAAUGAUGACCAAAGACAAACCACUACGAAAUCGAACGUUAGCGCAGUACAAAGCUUAUAUGCCAUUGAAACGAGUUACCAAGCACAACAAGGACUCGAUCGAAGAGCUCUAUGCUCUCAAGCUGUUGAAAAGCGAGGUCCAGUACCUUGGUCCCAAAUGGCGAUCAGAUAAUAUGAAAACAGUGUCUUCCAUUUCACGGCGUUGCCCAAUGGGUCUUCGGGAUGAUUGGCUAUCUUUGAGCGACGACGAAGAGAACGAGCAAGUGUAUGAAAAGAAAUCAGAAACGAAUAUGCGAUUGCUUGUCAAACUAUAUCACGAACGGCAUUAUGAUAUCGAUACAUUGGAUGCAAUCAGUCGUGAUUAUGAUGGUGGCAAGACAAACUGUGGCAACAACAAUUACAUAAACGGCAAGGAUGACGGUGACGGCGACGACUGUGAGGACGACGACGACGACGACGAUAGAACGUACCGCGGUUUUAGCGAUUCUAAUGAAUUGUCAUCUUCAACGACACCAACAGAACAGCUGGCAAGACAAAUUGUGCAUCUCUUUAAACAACCGCUCAAACGCCGUUUGAACAUUAAACAAACCCAAGUUGUUGUGGAGACCGACGGAUGGGAUGCACCAUCGCCACUCAGAAACACUGCUGGAGAUUUGCUUUCACAAAAAGGUGAAUUGGAUUGCGAUGACGACGACGACAUUGAUACUGAUGACGACGAAGACGAAUUCACAAACAAGGAGAAAGACGAUCCGCUCAAGGAUAUCGAUUGGAAUAGUUUGACAGACGAAGAGUUGAAUGCACGAAUGAACAUGGUAGAGGAGCAAACGGAGCAGAGAUGGCUUAGUGUAGACCUUGAUGAUCCAGCCCACUGCAAAGUACUCAAUAUGCUUGAAAUAAUCGAUGGUGAUGAAAACGAAACGGACACUCCUGCGGCUGAAGAUGAAGGGAUCGACGAUCCUUGGUUGUAAACUCACUGUAUGACAUAAUUAGCCACUUAUUUCUGUCCACUCUUUCUCCACGCCCUUCACGUACUCACGCACACAGAACACCUCCUUGUUGCACCUUUUAAAAGAUCUAUCAAACUUCCAACGCUUUCCCACUCUUAUUUUAACACGCAUUUGUACAUAUACCGCCUUUUCUUCUUUACCCCUUAUUCAACAUAUUUUACGCUAGGAUUGUAUAGAUAGUAAGUUACUUCAAAGGAAUUAAAAAAUAAGUAUUAUCCGGUAAAUGACAUGUCAGUGGAUACGUGUUCAUGGUUUCGAUCAGAGGUAAGAAAGUUUUUA